CACCACUCUGAUCACAUUAGUCUGCUGCAGACUUCUAAGUACAUAAUGAAGAUCGUGUCGUGUUGUGCCGGAACUAAUUUGUUUAAUGUUCCAGCUCCUUAGUAAUGAAGAUGUGGUCUAUGUGGUGCCGGGCGCUGGUGGGUGCAUGGCUGGUGGCCCUGGGCGCCUCCCUGGAGCUCUACGACCAGCUGCCAGCUGACGAAGUCUACUACCAGGACGAGAAUGACAUCGACACGGGCCCCUCUGGGAACUCGCUGCCGAGCAUCAGCGACGUGAUGAUGCGGAGGCUCCUCAAGGCCUGGCCGAUGCAGAGGUUCGCUGACGUCACUAACGGAGUGCAUUCCAUACCGAUGGAAGGAGGCCCGGGAGGCCUGGAGCAUCCACAGCUGGCCUUCACCGAGCCGAAAGCUUUUAAGGCAUCAGUCUACAAGCGCUUGUCCGAGGUGUACCGCGCGCCGGCGUCGGGCCUCGCCAGGCCGCAGCAGAAAUGGAAGAUCAAGAAGGGGAAGGCACUAGGUUCUCAAAUGGUGUGCUACUUCAAGCUGUGCGCGUUUCGCUCCCCGCAGUAA
Molecule: messenger RNA, 569 nt
Organism: Ostrinia nubilalis (European corn borer)
Lineage: Eukaryota; Metazoa; Arthropoda; Insecta; Lepidoptera; Crambidae
Exons: 4
Coding region: 105-569 (154 amino acids)
Source: RefSeq, a predicted model, not a curated record